CCCCUAAAAUGUCAUUUUCGCUGUAAAGAAAUUUAAAAAUGCAGACAUUUCGGACUCUGAACUUGCUUCGGAAGACUAGUCACACCAUUUCACGUCUUUGUCCAGCAAGUCAAAAGACAUGGUGUGAUAAAAGAGCUUUCCAUCUUGGAAUGAAAAAGAUGACAAAUGAUGCAGAGAUGAUAAAACUCAGUGAUUCGUGUGUAAAGAGAUUGAAAGAGAUUGCUGAUGAGAACUCUUACUUGAGAGUACUAGUGGAUGGUGGGGGCUGCUCAGGAUUUCAGUACAAAUUUGAUAUCGAAUCAAAAAUCCAUGAUAAUGACAAAGUUUAUGAAAAAGAUGGUGUUAAAAUUGCCAUUGAUAAAGACUCUUUGGAAUUUCUGAAAGGAUCUACCAUUGACUAUCAUGAAGAACUCAUUCGGAGUGCAUUUAGAGUUAUCAAUAAUCCCCAAGCUGAACAGGGAUGUUCUUGUGGUGUUUCAUUUUCAAUCAAGUGAAGAAAACAAAUCAACAGUCUCCAGAAAAAAGAUUGCAAUUUUCAAUUGUAUGUAGACAAAUAUACAUGUAGAUACACUUUAUUUAUUGAAAUAAUAUUCUACUUUUAGGAGAAAUUGAAUUCCUAAGGUAUUUGUGGAUAAAUAACAGGGUCUUCUUGUCCAAAGAAGAAAAAGAAUCACAGGAGAAACUUACUGGUACAUGUACUUUCUCUUGGUAUCUUUACUAGAAGGCUUGAAUCUGUGAUUAAAAAAAAAACUUGGAUGAGGUUCCCUUAUUUAGAAUGUAAAAAUGAUAUGCUUUAUUUCUUGCAUGAAUGAUAGAAUUUUCAGUUUGAAAGAUGUAUAUGAGAAUGUUCAUGAUUUGCUUGUUUUGUUUCAAAUAAAAAAUUAAUAUGGUCCUUA
This is a messenger RNA of Saccostrea cuccullata (small rock oyster), 896 nucleotides long. RefSeq names its product iron-sulfur cluster assembly 2 homolog, mitochondrial-like. The transcript is spliced from 4 exons. Gene Ontology annotation, molecular function: 4 iron, 4 sulfur cluster binding; 2 iron, 2 sulfur cluster binding; iron ion binding. Bases 39 to 494 code for a protein of 151 amino acids. NCBI's taxonomy places the organism in Eukaryota, Metazoa, Mollusca, Bivalvia, Ostreida, Ostreidae. Gene Ontology annotation, cellular component: mitochondrion. The record is from RefSeq and is a predicted model, not a curated record. Gene Ontology annotation, biological process: iron-sulfur cluster assembly.